AUUGAGGAGGAUAGGAGAUAGACAUGCUUCGCAUUUGAUAUUUGCACAAACGUGGGCCCAUUUAACUUCCAAGACCCCGCAACCCCAACCCCCUCAAAUUCAAUCUUCUGCUAUCAUGGAGACUUCUUCCUCCGAUGAUUCCUUGGAUCCUGCAGAUGCCCUAACUGAUCAUUUCAACUGUAUAUACUCAAUCUUCUAACUCUCUUUACUCCACAACCUCUUCCACUUGCAAUUGUCGCAGUUGCAGUCCUCUAAACCCUCAAUCGCACCUGUACUGUAUCAUCUAGGGUUCUUAUCUUGCAAAACUAUGAUGUACAUGUCGAAGCGUUUGAUGAUAUAAUACUACCCUCGUGUAGUCGGAUUCAUUUCUUAUCACUUUGUUUGAAUGUUUUUGUGAGUGGUGUUCAUGUUAAAUCUGUUUGAUUGAAAUCACUGGGAUUCAUUUACUGAUUUUUGAAAUUAUCGGACGAACCCUUUCCGCUUCGAUCAUGGCAGUAAAUCCUCACUCGGAACCGGCAAAGAUGGAACAGAUAAUCACAGAAUUCUUCGCAAAGAGUUUGCAUAUUAUACUUGAAUCCAGAUGUCCCUACGUCUCUUCACGUAAUUAUAGUGGGGAGCAAAUUUUGUAUUCUCCUUCUUCCUCUGCAUCGUCUUCUUCCAGUACGAGACCUAGAGAUAAGUGGUUCAAUCUGGCUCUCAGGGAUUGCCCUGCAGCGCUUGAGAAUAUCGAUUUUUGGCGACAGAGCAACCUUGAGCCGAUGGUGGUGGAUGUGGUUCUGGUUCAAAGACCUCUCAAUUGGGAUUACACAAGUAGUUCCCCAAACCCAAGAGUAGCAUUUGAGCGAAACUCAUCAUCAAAAGAUCGAUUUCCUUUCGUAUGGAAAUCAGAUUCUGAUGAAUUUGGUAGUGAUGGGAGUACUGAAAAGAUCAUCGAGAGGUGGGUUGUUCAGUAUGAGAGCAAGAAGGGUUGUAAAGAAGCUUGUUCUGGUAGCAAGAGAUCUAGCUCCACCAGUUCACAUGCAUUGUACAAGAAAUCAAUUUUGCUUCUAAGAUCCUUAUAUGUAACUGUUAGGCUUUUACCUGCUUACAAGAUUUUCCGUGAAAUCAACUCUUCUGGCCAGAUUCGAUCAUUUAACCUUAUUCAUAGGGUUUCUUCUUCUGUCGAGCCACUCAUCCGUAGAGAUGAAGCUGAAAUGCAGCAGUUCAUGUUCACUCCUGUGGAAACUUCUUGUGGUAAACUUCACAUUUCUCUCUUAUAUCUCCCUUCAAUUUCUGACACCACUUCCGAAUCAUCUACCCCAAUGUCCCCACAAUUCAUCCCAGAUUAUGUUGGUAGUCCAUUAGCAGACCCACUAAAGAGGCUACCUUCAGUCCCAAUGCCUCAAUACUCUCCAUCUUCUUCUCCAUUUGGAAGGCGCCAUAGCUGGAGUUAUGAUGCAAACAGGGCAUCACCACCUUCAGCAUUGCCAUCACCAUCUCCUUCCCCUACAUAUUCCGAAUCACGAACUUUACACUCUAAAUUUGGUAAUCAUCCUCAUCCUCAUCCCCAUCGCCCACCCACUAGCUCAUCACGUUACCCUUCACUAGAAAUAGCUCAAGUUCAUAACAAAGACAUGGGUUAUGAUGAGUAUGUCCCUUCUCCUAACUUCUCACCCUCUACAUCUCCAUCACCACCCAUGUAUCUUCAAGGAAGCAACAUGUUGAAGGUUCUCCUUCGUUCUGAUAGUGCUCCUGUUUACAUACCCACUUCUAGGCUUGGUGAUGCACCUUUAUCUUCCAAUAAGACAGUUUUACCCUUUUCUCCUCCCCAUAAAGGUACCAGACCAUGUCUUUCUUUACUGGAGAGAAGCUCAAGUGCACUCCAGGGUGCCAAGUUGUUGAAAGAAGAUCAUUCAAAGCCAUCUGGUGUGAAGAUUUCAUCAAACAGCUCCCCACAUAAAUCUUUUUCUAGAAGCUGUAGCAGGUUAUCUUUUGAAGAUAGUUAUGAUGACUCUGAGUUUUCUGGUCCCUUUGUGGUUGAUGAUGAUGAGCUGAUUGAUCAUGGUAUUGGUAGCAGACCUGGUUCAUCAGAUAGAUCAGGAAAUCUUGGAACACCACAUGAACGUGCAGUUGGCGCUCUUGUUCAAAUGCUGAAAAAAGCACCACCACUUCAACAAGAUUUGAAUCGAUCACACUCACUGAAGCAGAUUCAGAUUCAAGAUCCUCCGCCUGUUGCCGCCUCAAACAUGGCGGCUUCUUCUUCUUCUUCUAGGGUAUCUCCGGUAAAGACCACAUCGGAUGCAUUAGAGGAGCUUAAAGUUUACAUGGACAUGAAACAGCUGCUGUUAAGGCAAUCGGGUAAGUCCUAAAAACUAAAAAGAUUGAUGAGAUUUGGAGGGGACUUUGUUUGGUUAUCGUAUAAUUUGGUGAAGGGUAUAUUCGUCUUUUUUUAAAUGUUGGGGUUGACUUUGUACAUAUUUGAAAAUGUUGGUAUAUAUAUAUAUAUAUAUAUCCUAGUGUUAUGAAACUGCCAAUGAGGUGGUUGAUUUUCUGUUUCUGGAUUUUGGUUAUGAAGGGAGGGAAUAUAAGUUGGACAUAUAUAUGACUUUUAUUUUGGUUAUUUUGGAGAUAUUAUGAAAUGGGAAAAGAAAAAGAAUAUAGUUUGUGUUA
Messenger RNA from Lactuca sativa (garden lettuce), 2649 nucleotides. RefSeq names its product Autophagy-related protein 13. NCBI's taxonomy places the organism in Eukaryota, Viridiplantae, Streptophyta, Magnoliopsida, Asterales, Asteraceae. Gene Ontology annotation, biological process: mitophagy; autophagosome assembly; piecemeal microautophagy of the nucleus. The record is from RefSeq and is a predicted model, not a curated record. Gene Ontology annotation, cellular component: phagophore assembly site; Atg1/ULK1 kinase complex; cytosol.